AUGUUAACUACAAAUACAAUGUUAAAUCUUCCAUUAACAAAACAACAAAAUUUAUCAAAAUGUCGAAUAUGUAGCGCUCCUGCUCAAUAUGCAAACUUUGGAACUAUUUCAUGUCAUUCAUGUAAAAUGUUUUUCAAACGAAAUGCUAAUAUUGAACAAAAAACAUUUACAUGUAAUUUUGAUGGCUAUUGUGAAAUAAAACGGGGUAAUCGUCAUAUGUGUGCAUCAUGUCGACUUAAAAAAUGUUUUCAAUAUGGAAUGACUACUGACAAAUUUCGACCACCAAGGCCGACGAAAUCAAAAACAAAAUUAUUAGUUAAAGUAAAAUCACGAAAUCAAUCAGAAAAAUUACCGAUAUUAAACUCUUUAAAACCAGAUCAUUCAUUAUUGACUACUAGUCAGUGGACACUUCUCUCAAAUUUAUAUAAUAGUUAUGAUGAAUCUCAACUUUCAUUCCUUGGUAAAUGUUUAGUUGAUACACAUAAUUCUUUACAACCAAUGAAUGUGACAUAUCAAAGACUUGUAGAAAAAUUUUUAUUAUCUAUUUAUGAAACAACAGGAAAAUAUCUUUGUUUGAAUGAUGAUAUCUGUAAAUUAUCAUUUAAUGAUCGUUCCAUUUUACUUCCUACUGCUGCAGAUAAUAUAUCUUGCAUAACUUCUAUGUUUAUUGUACAUCAUUUUGAUUUAUGUAGUCUAGAAUCUUUUUUGAAAAUUAUGACAACAAAGUAUGACAAUCGUGCAAUCUCUCUUUCUCUAUGGACAAUGAAAUUUAUUAAUCCAGAUAUUAUAAUAUUUAAAUUAGCACUUUCAUUAUUUGCUUUAGCAAAAACUACUUGUUUGUAUUCUCCAAAUAUUCCAAUAGAUUCAACAAGUUCUUCUAGAAUGUUUCAUCUUCAAAAUAAAUAUGCAGAAGUUACAUGGAAAUAUCUUAAUUAUAGAUAUGGUUGGUAUGAAGCUGUUAAACAUUUUCAUAAUAUCAUGUGUUGGCUUAUGGCUUUGAUUAUGUUCAUGUCCCAUUUACAAACUUUUAGUACACAUGUUGAUAGUAUUAAUUCACUUGUUGAAGUAACUGAACUUACACUUAUAUUAGAUGAUGUUGAUGAAAUAAUCGAUACAAAAUAG
Messenger RNA from Adineta steineri, 1122 nucleotides. The record is from the annotation of a GenBank genome assembly. Lineage: Eukaryota; Metazoa; Rotifera; Eurotatoria; Adinetida; Adinetidae.